This is a messenger RNA of Pecten maximus, 2129 nucleotides long. RefSeq names its product homeobox protein prophet of Pit-1-like. The coding region runs from base 120 to 908 and encodes 262 amino acids. Gene Ontology annotation, biological process: regulation of transcription by RNA polymerase II. The record is from RefSeq and is a predicted model, not a curated record. Gene Ontology annotation, molecular function: DNA-binding transcription factor activity, RNA polymerase II-specific; RNA polymerase II transcription regulatory region sequence-specific DNA binding. The transcript is spliced from 4 exons. Lineage: Eukaryota; Metazoa; Mollusca; Bivalvia; Pectinida; Pectinidae.
GAACUUGUCCUCGGAAUCGGUAUAAAUAUAGAGAAAGAAAAUCAUAUUAGUCACUUAAUUUUCGAACAUCAUCUCUCAGAAUCGACACUAUUUUUUACACAAAUUUCCAACCCAUCAAAAUGACAGAUGAAACAAGAGUUUCUUUGGGAGAUGACAGAAGCGACAAGAGGAAAGUGGAUGAUUUCACAGCUCUAUACAACCUGGAUGCUGCCUCGUCGACCCGGGGUCUAGUCGACAACGGUCAGGAGGGGGCAUUUAAAAAGAUAAAGCACGAACCAGGAUCCGGGUCCGGAACAUCAAUAGGAGGGGUAGGGUCGGCAGGGGCAGGGACAGGACACAAUCCCUCAUCCUGCCCUACCCCCGCGCGCAGACGACACCGGACAACGUUUACACAGGAACAACUACAGGAAUUAGAAGCUGCUUUUUCUAAAUCUCAUUAUCCGGAUAUUUACUGCCGAGAAGAACUGGCACGAAUCACCAAAUUAAACGAAGCUCGGAUACAGGUGUGGUUCCAGAACCGCAGAGCCAAAUAUCGGAAGCAGGAGAAACAACUGGCCAAGUCCCUGUCCCCGGUCAUCAACCCUGCCUGUAACGGUAUGAUGCGAAACAUCUACCCCACAACAUCUCGACCCUACGCGGCCUACCCUACCCCUACAAACAUGAACACGAUGACACGCUACCCUCAGAUGAACACAACAUACCCACCUGUCGCCCAGUUUGGAGGUAUGGGUAGCAUGCCCACAGGAAACAUGGCGUCGAUGCCCCGUCAGGUGCAGCAGUUCCAGAUGACGUCAGACUACAACUUGGAAUCUCACGAAGAUGACUGGUACAACAAAAGCUUGACGGCACUCCGGAUGAACAAUGCUCACCAUGGUUUGUCUAACUCCGUUCUACAGUAUCAAGCGUGACUGGCGGACACGGCGACUCCCGGCGCCGGGGCGCCAACUUAUUUAUGUGAGCAAUAGACAAUCGGCGCAUUAGCGCCGCGGAUUCCAACCGUUAGUGGACAAUCAAAACUUACUUCAACAGUAUUACGAAGAAAAAAAACCUAUUUCUGCUAACGAUUGAAACGCCGGAGUUGUACAAUUGGAUGAUAUAACACAUUAAUUUUAUAUUUUGAAUCGUUAGUGGAGAAAUUUACUUUACUUCAGUGCUUGCCAAAAUGACACGGACAAUAUUUCCAGUGAAGGAGGAAGACUUGUGUAUAUAUUUGAAAACAAUUGAUGUCCCUGCCAAUGCAUCCUUAGAUAGUGGCAAACAAGUGCCAUAUUGUUACAGAAGUUGAAUGUCGCGAUAAAGAGUAUGCGGAUACUCUGAUGGAACAUAGAACACCCUCGUAUCCAAAUGAAUGUUUGUAUCAAUAUGAAUUAAUAUGCAUGUAUCACAAUCAUAAGGCGACUGACAUACAGUAUGACUUCAUUUUAUGACAUGCAAUAUAGUUGUUGUUUUGUAUACGUAUGAAGUGGAUGCAUAGUUGGGAAUUAUAUACAUAAUUUACAUAUUUUAUCAUUAUUAUUAUAAUCAUUAUAACAUUAUAUGUAUAAAUGGUUCAAUUAUAGAUAUUGUAAAAAUUCUUAUACCACGUGUAUGAAAGCAAUAAUUCACGUACUGUAAUAUAUUGAAUAUUUCUGUCAUUAUCUGUUUUUAUUGAAGAAUAAUUCAAGAGUUUCCAAAUCAUACAUUAAUACGUCAGAACACAAUCAAUAAUCUAUUUUUUCGACACCGGCAUUAAUAUCAUAUCAAAUUGAUAGUAUUCAAAUUAUAUAGUCACCUAUGUAGUCACCUAAAAUUAAAUUCAACGUUUAUCAAAAAGGUCUUUUCUAUCCGGUAAAUUAAUUGAUUCAAAAUUACGUUUAUCAAAAAGGUAUUUUCUAUCCGGUAAAGCCAUGUUAUUAAGAUGUUUGUAUUUUGAUUCAAAAUUACGUAAAACAAUGAAUAAAAUCCCGUUCUUAUCAAUACUUGUAUGUAUCUAUAAGCAGUAACAAUGGUAUUAUUGUAUAACUGGAAAUUUCCUGGCUUUGUUGAUAUCCUGUGUCGUACGUGUGCCAUGCUGGUACAUUUGUGAACAGCCAAAUAUAUAUUGUACAUAUCACGGAGAUUGACAUUUGAAAUAGACACGAUGAAAUACA